Messenger RNA from Nannizzia gypsea CBS 118893, 4923 nucleotides. RefSeq names its product ARF guanine-nucleotide exchange factor 2. Gene Ontology annotation, biological process: regulation of ARF protein signal transduction. The coding region runs from base 1 to 4923 and encodes 1640 amino acids. The transcript has 6 exons. The record is from RefSeq and is a predicted model, not a curated record. NCBI's taxonomy places the organism in Eukaryota, Fungi, Ascomycota, Eurotiomycetes, Onygenales, Arthrodermataceae. Gene Ontology annotation, molecular function: guanyl-nucleotide exchange factor activity.
AUGAGCAUUGAAUUGGAUAGAGAUAGUAAUGAUGGCCAGCAUAUGCUACAUGACCUGCCACUCCAGCAACGUACCUCGUCUCCCCUCCCCGACGCGCGAGUUAACAGUGACCGCAACACAGCACCGUUGAGGGCCGCUGCACCAAUCGCCAUUAACCCCGUUGCGUUAGUUACGACAGAAUGCAUCGCAGUUACGUCGGCUAUGCGGAAGCAUGCCCGAUGGGCUCACUCGUCCGUGGCAGCAAUCCUGGGCGGAGGUGUGAGCUCACGGGGUUUGGACCGGGAGGCCUCGAUUCCCAUGAACACUGGGAGCAUCUCACUCGGUUCAAAGUCUACCCAAAACUAUGCUGCUUCGAAAUCUGGCGCACCAGACGCGGAAGGGGAAUAUUCACUUGCAGGCAGAUGGGGACUGAGGGGAAGGAGAGGCAAGAGCUUCCAGGAUAAUCCGUUGAUGUCAGCGUUUACUCGUCUCCGGGUAGACUUAAAGGACUGUAAAGAUAUACGCUUGUUCGAUACACCAUGUCUGUUGCAUCCGUUUUUGCAAGUUAUCCGCUCUUCUUCGACCUCGGCGCCGAUAACAUCGCUGGCUCUUUCGGCUAUAACGAAAUUCUUCGCUUACAAUAUCAUCAACCAUGACUCUCCACGCUUGUCAGUGGCACUGCAGUUGCUGUCUGCUGCCAUUACACACUGCCGUUUCGAAGCUAGCGAUUCUGCUGCUGAUGAGAUUGUCCUCCUUCGGAUACUGAAACUUAUGGAAGGGAUGUUGUCCCGACCAGAGGGUGAACUAUUGGGAGACGAGAGUGUGUGUGAGAUGAUGGAAACCGGGCUGAGUAUGUGCUGCCAAGUUCGUUUAUCGGAAGUUCUUCGAAGGUCGGCUGAGAUGUCGAUGAUAAAUAUGUGCCAAAUAAUUUUCCAGAGACUUGCGCGGCUUGAUGUCAACAAUGUGUCACCAGGGGGGGCCGAGAAUGAAAACGUGGAGGAAACCCCAAGUAACCUCAAGAUGGAUCCUUCUGUUGAUGGGGAGACUGUGGCAUCCCAGCAUGCAUCGAGUUUAGGAACUGAUACCACAAACCCCGAAAAGGAAGAGCGUGUUAGCGGAGAUAGCGCGACAAGUAUACCCACCCAGGAAGCAGGAGCAAAUCCUGCAGUGCAGGCAGAUUCAUACGAAAAUAUAGAAAAGGAAAUAGCACCUUAUGGAUUACCCUCAAUCCGCGAGCUGUUCCGCGUGCUUAUUGACUUGUUAGAUCCGCAUAACCCCCAACACACAGACGCAAUGAGGGUAAUGUCUCUCAGGAUUAUAGAUGUGGCCUUGGAAGUCUCAGGACCCUCGAUAGCAAAACAUCCAAGUCUCGCCCAGUUGGCAAAGGAUGAUCUAUGUCGGCACUUAUUCCAAUUGAUUAGGUCAGACAAUAUCGUCAUUUUGAAUAGCUCACUAAGAGUAGCUGGGACAUUGCUUGCAACGUGCCGCCCCGUUUUGAAGCUACAGCAGGAGUUAUUCCUCUCUUAUCUUGUGGCCUGCCUACAUCCGAGGGUUGAGAUACCCAGAGAAGAAGGUAUAGAUCCAUCUCUUUACGCCGGAGUUCCACGAGCUCCUAAAUUGGUGAAGCCCUCACCUUCGCAGGCCGGAAGUGGCAGAUCUACGCCUGUUCCAGUUAAGGAUCGCCAGAAGCUUGGCAUGGAAGGGGGCUCUAGAAAGCCAGAAGCUAGAGAAGCGAUGGUUGAGAGCAUCGGAGCUCUCGUUAGAAUCCCGAAUUUCAUGGCCGAGCUUUUCAUGAACUAUGACUGUGAUGUUGAUCAAGCGGAUCUUUGUGAAGAUAUGGUUGGUUUAUUAUCCCGAAAUGCAUUUCCAGACUCUGCAACUUGGAGCACUACCAAUGUUCCCCCUCUCUGUCUUGAUGCGCUUCUAGGAUAUGUCCAAUUUCUGGCGGACAGGCUGGAUGAGGAACCACCAAGCGCCGACCAUCCCGACCUGAAGCGGUUACGAAGUCAACGCGAGAAAAAGAAAAUCAUCAUUCAGGGAACUGCAAAGUUUAAUGAAAAGCCCAAGGCAGGCAUCGCAUUCCUUGCUUCUAAAGGCAUAAUACAAAAUCCUGAUGACCCCUUGGCUGUUGCCAAGUUCUUGAAAGGAACCACAAGGGUGUCUAAAAGAGAACUCGGUGACUAUCUGUCCCACAGAUCUAAUGAAGCAUUGCUAGAUGCUUUCAUUGGGUUGCAGGAUUUUAAGGGAAAGAAUGUCGUCGAAGCUUUGAGAGAGCUGCUAGGGUCUUUACGUUUGCCUGGUGAAGCUCCGCUGAUAGCGAGGAUCGUUACUGUUUUCUCAGAGAAAUAUCUUGACGCUGUUCAUCCUAAAGAGAUUGCGGAUAAGGACUCACUCUUUGUCUUGACAUAUGCCAUCAUUCUCCUCAAUACCGAUAUGUACAACCCGAAUAUCAAGCCUCAAAAUAAGAUGACAUAUGAGGGGUUCACGAGAAACCUUCGUGGUGUCAAUAACGGAAAGGACUUUUCAACUGAGUACCUUCAGGAUAUCUACUCGUCUAUCCGGAACAGUGAGAUUAUUUUACCGGAUGAACAUGAGAAUAAACAGGCUUUUGACUUUGCUUGGAAAGAGCUUCUUCUCAAAGCAAAGACGGCAGGGAAUUUGUCACUUUGCGAAACGAACGCUUUCGAUGCCGACAUGUUUGAAGCAACGUGGCAACCAGUCAUUGCGACUCUCUCCUACGUUUUCAUGUCAGCAUCGGAUGAUGCCGUUUUCUCAAGGGUGGUCAUUGGCUUCGAUCAAUGCGCUCAGAUUGCGGCGAAAUAUAAGCUGAAAAACGUCAUGGAUCGCAUCAUCUAUUGUCUUAGUUCCAUCAGCACAUUGGCUUCAGAAACCCCUUCAAAUACUACCCUCAACACUGAGAUACAAGCUGGAAAGAAAAGUGUUAUGGUGAGCGAGCUUGCUGUCCGGCUGGGCAGGGACUUUAGAGCGCAGCUUGCAACUGCAGUCCUAUUCCGUGUUAUUGUCGGCAAUGAAGCUAUAAUACAACAGAACGGAUGGGACCACAUCAUCAAAAUUCUUCACAAUCUAUUCAUUAACUCUCUUAUCCCCCAGUUCGAUUCCUUUUUCAAAGUACUUGAUAUGCCCCCUAUACCCCUUCAACCACCGUCCCAGGUUAUCGAUCGAGAUAACCGAGAAAACGAUACCAGUUUACUCUCUGCAUUCACGUCCUAUCUCUCAAGUUACGCUGCCGAUGACCCGCCAGAGCCGUCCGACGAAGAACUUGAGAACACGCUGUGCACCGUUGACUGCAUUAAUGCGUGCGAUAUAGCGCAACUUUUCACCAAUCUGAAGAAUAUGCCACUCGACACUGUGGUGAUAUUUGUUGAAUCUUUGCUGUCCAAGCUUCCAGACACUGGCGCCGCAGUCAUUGUUGUAAAACCCGAACGCCCCGCACCGAGCCCUCAUAGGUCGGAGGGUAGUAAGGUUGACAAGAAUAAACCCGCGUACAAGCCUGGGGUUUUAUACAUUCUCGAACUUGCAACUAUUCUUACCCUUCGAGAUAAGGGUACAAUAGAACAUCUUGGGGACAAAUUGACCAGUGUUCUCCAGGACAUAGCAAGGGAUGCCAAAAACAUAUACCCACUUACUCUAUCUCGGGCUGUUUAUUACCUUUUAACUCUCCUCCGCCACAGCUAUGAACAAUCUUUCAUGCGGCCUCCAGUAGUGUUGCAUAUAAUUUCCAGCUUUGACCAACCUAUUCUAGAACUAGUAGCAACACCAGUUGUCACGGGCUUACUGCAGUGCAUCAACGAAUCUGAGGCACUGAAAAAUGAGCUUAGCAUGUCGCCAGAUUUUUGGUCUAUCCUGCAGAGGUUACACCAACAUCAAGAGGCGGCGCAAAUGACUUUCGAGUUACUGCAGAGCAUUGUUGAAUCAACUGUCCCGGUGAUCACAGCAGACAAUUACGAAGCUGCGGUAAAUCUCCUUAAUGAUUUUGCAACAGCUGGGGGGAUUGCUACGGUGAGGGAGAUAAAGCGGGAGAUGGCUCUCCGUCGACCUAAGCCAGUGAGACAAGUGAGGGUUCGGGAUAAUCCAUAUGUUAUCCGUGGAACUAAAGCUAUCGGGGUGAUAUACCGAAUUACGAGCCGGAUACCCGCACUUAUUCAACAGUCUCACCUGGAGAAAACUGAAGCGUGGGCGGCAUAUUGGUCCCCAAUAUUCAAUGCACUCACAACCCAAGGCCUCAAUCCAUGCCGCGAUAUUCGCAAUCAAACCAUGUCUGCACUUCAACGAUCCCUGUUGUCUUCGGAGCUUGCGUCGACAGACCAUACCAAAUGGGUUACAAUUUUCAAGAAAGUGCUGUUCCCACUGAUCUUAGAGCUACUCAAACCAGAGGUCUACCAAUCCGACCCCUUAGGUAUGAGCGAGACGCGAGUUCAGGCCGCCACACUUCUCUGCAAAAUAUUCCUACAUUACCUCGUCCUCCUCUCCGAAUGGGGGGAGGGCAUGCUGGACCUGUGGCUGAGAAUUCUGGAUAUCUUGGAUCGAAUGAUGAAUAGCGGGCAAGGAGAUAGCCUUGAAGAGGCAGUGCCUGAGAGCCUAAAAAACAUUCUCUUAGUAAUGGCAAAUGGAGGAUAUUUGGUCGCACCACCGACUAAAGACCCUGAAAAGGCGAAGAUAUGGACCGAAACGCAAAAGCGGCUUGACCGUUUCCUCCCCAACCUCUUUGGAGAGAUAUUUCCCACCACCCCUGCAGACGCAUCUCCUUCCAGACAUGGGGCCAGUGGCACAAUGCGGCCCGAGGCGAAACAGCGAAGUGAUCCAAAUUCCGUUGGUAGCAAAGGCCAGAGUAUUGAUGUGCCAAAGGAGGCAGGCAGCAAUGCAGACACAGAAGUGGGACAGACUAAGCCCGCAGCAGCUGAACCUGACGAUGAGGUGGAGUAA